Ostertagia ostertagi is the source of this 741-nucleotide messenger RNA. The record is from the annotation of a GenBank genome assembly. Lineage: Eukaryota; Metazoa; Nematoda; Chromadorea; Rhabditida; Trichostrongylidae.
AUGGACGAGUUAAGUGACAUCCACAUGGACGACCUUGCUGACAAGGAGAAUGUGGAGCAGAAAGAAAUGGAGGAGCACAAAGUCUCCGCCCGGUAUAAGGCCAAGCACGAAGAAAGGCUAGGGCAAGAGAUUGAGAGUGUUGAGGACAUGGUGACUACUUUGAUAGUGUGCUGUGGUGCUAGCUAUGCACUGGAUAAGGAGAUAGGGUUAACAUUGAGGGAGAGAGGCAUAAAAUCUAGGAAAGAGUGGCAGGAUUAUAUCGACACAAUGAAAAGGGAUGGGAGCAUCCUAUCAGAAUUGUGUGAGGAGCUAAAUGUGGACACUUCGCAGAUAGUGCCGAGCGUAAAAGGCCUGAAGAAGUCUGCAGCUGGUGUCAAAGCAAUGAUCGAGGACGAGGAAAAUACUGGAGGUAUUUCACAAGGAAGUACUUAUUCAAAGGAAGAUAAAAAUGUUGCGAGGUUGCAGAGGCAGAUAAUGGUCGAAGCGCCGAUUGGAGUGCCCUCCGAACGCAGCUGGAACAAUUAUGCGACAGCUUCGGCAAGGGAAGCGCACAACGCAGGUAGAUCUCUUGAAAAUGCUCAGAUUCUCUUGAAGAACUUAUGCCAUUGGCCUGAACAUGUUCAAUUGAAUGGUGCGUUACAUCGCGCAAGCCCGGGAAAAGCGUAUGAUGAAGUCAAACAGUUAGCCCUCAGUAUUGAACAGUCGAAGGCAAUGUUUGGGAAAGAUGUCCAAACUGUAUAA